AAGCCGCAGCGGUUGCAUACAUUGAAUACAUGACCUGUGUCGGUGCAUCCGUCAUCCUUGCUUUCAACGGCCACGACUAUAGUACUACACAAUAUCACAAUCUAAAAAGGCCACCAGAGCUCAGUAUACCUUCCCGGAUCUUACUGGUGGAAACGCGAAUACCGAUUUCUGGAGUUAGCUCUGAAUCGAUUCACUUGAAUUGUCUGCCAGUCGUUGUAUAACAAUCACAUUCUCGGAUUUGUGGUAUACCCCUGAGCUUCACUUAUGAGCUCUUUGGCAUUCUUGGUGACUGAGCUACAGUCGUUAGCCAGUGAAACCCGACGAAAACAUCCAGAUGUUCGCGAGGCUGCAGAGAAAUCUUUGGCUAUCUUGAGGUCAUCUCCGGAGCAAGCUACGGCGAACUUGGCUUCAGAUGGUCCACAAUCCGAUGACCUCUUGAAGCCUGUGUUUAUGGGCUGUGCGACGAAGAAUGCUAAAGUGGUCGCCAUCUCACUCGGCUCGCUGCAGCGUCUCAUAGCCCUCAAGGCCGUCCCUCAUUCCGCAGUCCCCCGUAUCAUCAGUACUAUGAGCGACUGCAUGAACCAAGGCGUUGACAUACAACUGCGUAUUCUGCAGACGCUGCUGUCGCUUAUUACAAACUUCCCUGCUAUUCACGGAGACUUGCUUGGAGAGGCUCUCCUAUUAUGUUUUAAAUUGCAGGAGUCGAGAAUUGCUGUUGUAUCUUCCACAGCCGCGGCCACUCUUCGACAGCUUGUCAUGUUUGUCUUUGACAAGGUCGUGGAUGAAGAUCGAAGGGACGAGUCAGACGAAAUACAUCUAUCGGAAAUAAUACUCCCCAACGGCGACACUGCCAGACUGACUCCUUCGGCUCAGGACGCGUUCUCAAUUUUCGAGGACCUAUGUUUACUGGCCAACUCUGAAAAGCCCAAAUUUCUUCAUCUCGAAGUCUUACGCAAGACUUUUGCACUGGAGCUGAUCGAAAGUGUUUUGACAAACUAUCAUGAUAUUUUCCGAAAGCAUACAGAGUUACUUCUGCUAUUGCAGCACCAUCUCUGUCCACUAGUACUCAAGGCAUUAUCGGACAGACCGAGUUUCCCUCUCACGUUACGUUCCACUCGGGUCGUCUUUUUGCUCCUCAAGCAGUUCUCGUCAGAGCUCAAGACUGAGGCGGAAGUCUUUCUAAUGCUUCUUAUCAGGAUCAUUGGAUCGGAUAGCGACUCGAGUUCGAGCGCCCCUCCAGCUCAGUCUACGGAUAGUAUUCCUCAUCUACCCGGAGUGCGACCUCUAUGGGUGAGAGUUCUUGCCGUGGAAAUUAUGCGUGGGCUCUGCAGUGACGCCGAACUCAUGCGUAACGUCUGGGAUCGAUAUGACUCAGAAGAGACCGGCUCGAAAGUUUUCAGCACUUUAGUCACAGCGCUGAAGCGGCUGAUUACUGAGAAACCUGCGUUGCUUGGGUCAUGUUCACAGAUUUAUGGUCUCGGUGUUUCCGCUGCGCCCGAUUCAGGUUCAAGCUAUGGCCUUGACGUUGGCGGCGUUGCUGGGAUGGUCGCCAAUGCUGCUAGUGCUACUGUCUCCGGCAUGGUCGGUAUGAUGGGUUCGGAAGCCGGCUUGAGCGUACAAGGCUCCGCAAUGAAGCUGCAAUGUAUCGAUCAGCUGGAUAAAGCGGAUUCCCCUCCAAUACCAGAAUCGUACAUCUAUCUCCUUGGUGUACAGUGUCUGGUAUCACUUUGCGAAGGUUUCGCGUCGUUCGUAGGUCCGUUGUACAACUCCAUAAUGGUACAACGACCACGCUCAGCCGGAGAGCCAGUCAUCCGUGCUCCUCCCGCCCUUGACCUAUCUUCGUUGCCUCAGGAUGAAUCAACUACCAAACAACUGCGAACGGUGCAUAACAUGGUUGAGUCCGGAUGGCCAGCACUGUUGGCUGCUCUUUCGUUCCUCAUAGCAACCAGUCUCUCGGAUGACCUAUUCGUAGACGUCCUGUCAAGUUAUCAAGCGAUGACCAACGUAUCAGGCAUGUUAGGUCUUACGACACCUCGUGACGCGUUCUUCACAAGCCUUGCAAAGUUUGCUGUCCCAACCCGUGUGGUCUCUAGCUUGGAGAACUAUGUGGAGCCACAAACACCGCGGACACCAGGAAACACGCUAUCAGAAAAUCUUGGCUUAAGUGGUCCGCCACAACCUCCUGGUCUUUCCGAACGUAACAUGGCAUGCCUCAAGGUGUUCAUUUCGUCAGCCUUAUUCUUGGCUGGUAGCCUUGGUGAAAGUUGGUUCAACAUCCUCGAGGCGCUUCAAAACGCCGACUAUGUUCUCACAUCGAAGGGCGCCAAAUCAGCAUCGAAUAAACGUCAUACCCUCAGUCCUGGUUCUACUCAAACAGGGCGCGCAGUAUCGAUGCCUGUGUCGCAGACUAGCUCACAAGUUCAUCCGCCUGGAACGCCUCGUCCAACUACUCCUCAGCCUCAGACACAGUCAUCUCGACAUCCCAUGCUGGUUGAUGCGGAUCCGGAAACGCUUGUGAACGCAAUUCAGAGGUUGUUCGACGCAUCGAAGAACCUCGAUGAUCGGGCUUUCCAUGACUUUGUGACCGCAUUGUGCAAGCUAAGCGCCGCCAUGGUUGGCAUGCAAUCAGAACGGAGCGAGACCCUUACUGUUGAAUCCGAGUCUACCGAUGAGUUACCAUCCAACAGCCCACUCCUUUCUCCUCUCUCGCCAGCGUCUGAAGCCGCUCAUCGAAGACGUGUGAGCGGGAUCCAUUUGCCUCGCACUUUGCGUACUGGUGAUUUCAGCAUUGGAAAACUUGGUGGUGUGGCGACUCUCAAUAUUCAUCGUCUCAUCUAUCGGGAUCCCGAUGUUGCCUGGAACGUGAUUACUUCACAUCUACUUUCUGUCAUUAAGUACAUUUCUGCUCCUUCCACAAUACGGGUGCAAGCCGCUCGCGUUCUAGAUGACGUUCUCAUUGUGGUCCCUCGCAACCUAUCGACUACUGGCGAGCUUCAACCAAAGGUUCAGCGCCGGGUAUUGGACGUUCUGGCUCAGCAGGUUAUCCCAGACAACAAUAUCCCUGCUUCUCCUACCGACGUAGAACUCCGAAGGAUGGGAUUGGAGACAUUACACCAGAUUUUGCAGACAUCCGGUCAUACCCUCGUUAUUGGUUGGGAGGUGAUCUUCGGGAUGUUGGGAAGCGUUUGCAAACCAGCUUCGGCAGAAGUGACUUCGCCUCUUUCACCAGGUGCAGCACGACAUCGGUUGCCUCCUCUCGGGUAUGCUUCGGAGAAAGGUUACACAUCGCUGGUGAAGAUUGCUUUUCAAUCCUUGACGCUGGUCUGUGAUUCCUUGUCUCAGCUAUCUCCAGAGCACCUCCGGCUUUGUAUCACGACCCUUGGACAAUUUGGUCGUCAAGCUGACACGAAUAUUGCUCUGACGGCUGCGGAAAGUCUGUUAUGGGGAGUAUCUGAUUCGAUUCAAGCAAAACGAAAAGAUGAGGAUAAGGAAGCCGAAUUCAGCGCUCUGUGGAUGUUCCUCCUCUUGGAAAUUUUGGGACUCUGCACCGAUGGCCGUCCCGAGGUUCGGGUAGGUGCCAUCCAGACGUUGUUCCGAACCUUACAAUUGUAUGGCGCGACGCUCAGCCUCAGCACUUGGGACGAAUGUAUCUGGAAAGUCACGUUCCCUCUCCUCGACUCCAUCACCUCUUACCUUCGACAACCUUCGACCCAAGCGGACCAGCCUACUCAGGCUGAACAAUGGGAUGAUUCGAAAGUUUUAGCGCUGCAGUCGAUUGGUUCCAUUUUCCAUGAUUUCCUCACAUCGAAGAUCAUAUAUCUUGACACAUUCGAGAAUGCCUGGAAAACUUUUGUCGGCCACAUCAAGGAUUCAUGGCUCAAUGACAGUCCCGUAAUCAGUGCUUCGGCAGUUCGAUGCUUGGAGAAGGCUGUCAAAGCUCUGGGCAGCGCCGAGCCGGAAUUGAAAGAUUCAGUCAUCAAUGCGUUGGAAGUUGUCUGGCAGGCCUGCGACGAAAUGGGUCAAGCCGUCGUGAAGAAGCAACUCGUAACUCCCCUUAGUACGCCUGAUUCGCAGUCUUUGCCAAGGGUUUAUACCCAAGAGAGUUUGAUGGCGUUCGUUGACGCCAUUCGAUGUACCCGGACUGUCUUCCGUACUUUCGACGACCAUGAGUGGUCGCUAGAACGCUUGUCUCGAAUGAUGGCGAUCCUGAAGGACGUCCUGACGUACCCUCACUCGCCCGACUUCCGUCCUGAUAUCGAUGCUCAUAGUCCCGUCCAGACGGUUGUGCUGGAGGCUAUUGAGGGAAUUGACAUGUCGGGCCCUGGCGUGCCUUCCCUUCUCCUCCGCGAUCUGUCCGAGUUCUCUACUCUUCCUUUCAUAGCAGCGUUCGAUGUACCUGGUAGUCAACCACCCUCAAAGUUGGCCAGCACGUCUCCUAGACCAGUUCGGGACUCGCAGAGACGCGUAACGUACAUUGCGUUGUCUAAGAAGACUAUGCCCCUCCUUGUUGAGUUGUUCUUACGAUUCAAGGAUGAUGCAGCAAUAUACGUGGACGGUACUGUCGAAGCAAUAUUCUCUGCCUAUGCCAUUCCGAUCAAGAUGAAGUAUGAGUGUCCUGCUCCGUCGAAGUUUGGCAAAGACCCUCCCUUGUGGAAGACUGCAACAACCAACUUUUUGAGAAUCGUCAAAGAGAGUGGUGCUCAAAUUCAGAGUCUGGGUACAAAUAUCCCUGACGAGCGAGUGGAAGGCAUCUGGAGACAGAUAAUCGAGACUUUCCGUGGUGGUAUUUUGGCCGACUGUUCUCCUGCCGACAACUUCCCUCUUGAUGUGCAAGAAUCAGAGGAGAACUUUGAUUUAGCUCUCAUUGCGUCGCUUGAGAUCGACGUUGUUCCUCAUUUGGGCGACCUGAGGGUACCCGAUUACGUCGUUUCUCAGCUGGCCAAAGUUCUCUCUCAAGGAAGCCGCUUGCGUGAGGCAGAUGAAUAUCAGCCACCUUCGCCGACUUCUCUUCCGGACGAUUCCAAGAGAAGAUCUCGGAGUUUCGACAAAGUGGAGAAGUUCGGAGAUGGCACCAUAGUGCUUGGCACAACUGAAGUCGGCUAUUUCUCUCCUCGCGAACGAUUCUCAUAUUGGUGCUUCGACCUGUUAUUCUUGAUCUCUUCCGACACUGCUCAAGAUCGAAUUGAAUCUAGGAAACGCGUCGCGGCGCUCAGCGUACCUUCGCUGCUGAAUCGUUGUCGGACAACGCUCGUCAGUUACGUCGCAGAUGAAGCCCUACGGGGUACCAUGCCAUUCCCACGUAUUCGAGAAGAAGAACUGCUGUAUGUUCUACGGAAAUUACUGGAAUUGCGUCUGUGGCCAGGUAUUCUUUGGGCAGCGCUAUCAGACAGCCCCACAAACUACUGCAUCGAACAACCACCUAUUGAACAAUCCUUGGAGCCGUCAAAGCUGAUUAGUGAUGCUGUGAAGCGUUCCGCCAAAGCACAUCUCUUCCACCUCUAUCCUGUUCUCUCUGAGAUCGUCGCCACCCCAAGGAAAACGCCUACAGCUUGGGUAAUGACCCAUGCUAGGAAGACUGCCAGUAGAGAUGCCUCCAAUGCUGCGAAACCUGAAGAAGUUAGGAAAAGUAUCGCAUGGAAUGACGUCACAUCUGGAGCUGUAGACGAGGCGAGGGCUAUUGAACUUGAUGCUAGAGCUGUUGUAAAGGAGUGCUUGAAAGAGAUUGGCAGAGAAAUGGGUGUUGUACAAUAGAUCUAUCGUUCACAGACUAUUCCGGAGUAUCUUUACUGUACAUAUCAUAAUGGAUGCAUCACGCAAUCAUGGAUGGUUGGAAAUU
Molecule: messenger RNA, 5836 nt
Organism: Somion occarium
Lineage: Eukaryota; Fungi; Basidiomycota; Agaricomycetes; Polyporales; Cerrenaceae
Source: the annotation of a GenBank genome assembly